AUGCCCGUUGGUACUAUUGGUUCCAGCCCAGGUCCAAUGCUUGCAGGCUCUGGUAGAUUUUCAGUCACAAUUCAUGGAAAAGGGUGGGCGUGCUGCAUUUUGCCCACGGCAGCUCCUUCAGUUGAUGAUUCUCUUACUAUUCUCUCUGACUGCAAAGGUAACCAGGGAAAAGCUUUGGUACUUUCCGACCAACGAGAUACAUGGGAGUCUCAAAUCAGAUCAGCCAUUGCACAUUGA
Messenger RNA from Prunus armeniaca (apricot), 237 nucleotides. NCBI's taxonomy places the organism in Eukaryota, Viridiplantae, Streptophyta, Magnoliopsida, Rosales, Rosaceae. The record is from the annotation of a GenBank genome assembly.